Molecule: messenger RNA, 1508 nt
Organism: Aureobasidium vineae
Lineage: Eukaryota; Fungi; Ascomycota; Dothideomycetes; Dothideales; Saccotheciaceae
Source: the annotation of a GenBank genome assembly
UCAUGAAGCUCGCUACCUUCUUGACGCUCUUCAGCUUCGGCGUCUCUGUUAUGGCAGCAUCUGCCGCUGACUGGCGCUCGAAGUCUAUCUACCAAGUCCUGACCGAUCGAUUCGCACGUACCGAUGGAAGCACCACAGCCGCCUGCAAUCCCGUCGGCAAAUACUGUGGUGGCACUUAUCAAGGCAUCAUCAAGCAACUGGACUAUAUCCAGAACAUGGGCUUCACUGCCACCUGGACACCCUACGGCGAACCAUGGCACGGCUACUGGCAGCAAGAUCUGUACAAGCUCAACAGUGCUUUCGGCACUGCAGACGAUCUCAAGGCUUUGGCUACGGCUCUACACAACAGAGGCAUGUAUCUCAUGGUCGACAUUGUUGUGAACCACAACGGGUGGAACGGCAAUGCGAGUUCAGUCGACUACAGCAUGUUCAAGCCCUUCGACAACGUCGAGUACUACCACAACUUCUGUGAUGUCGACUACAGCAACAACACCAGCAUCCAAGACUGCUGGUUGGGCGACUCGAACGUGGAGCUUGUCGAUCUUCGAACAGAAGACGCUGUAGUCGCACAAGAGUACCAGACAUGGAUUCAGCAGUUGGUCGCCAACUACUCCAGUAAGUCANUCGAUGGCCUCCGCAUCGAUACUGUCAAGCAUGUCGAUACUGCAUUCUGGCCUGAAUUUGGAGAAGCCGCUGGUGUGUUCGUCACGGGCGAAGUGACCAACGGCGAUCCAUACGGUCUUUGCCCUUACCAAAACUACAUGGAUAGUGUUCUGAACUACGCAAUGUACGUCCAGAGCCUGAAAAAUAUGCAUUCAACUUCCUUACACUAUUCAGGUNAUUAUGCGGCCACGGAUGCCUUCUCCUCGACUGCUGGAAGCCUGUCCAAGUUCGUGAAUCAACUGAACAAUAUGAAGAGCCAAUGUAAAGACACCAGCGUUCUUGGAUCUUUCUCGGAGAACCAUGACCAGCCUCGCUUUGCAUCGUUGACCGACGACAUGUCCUUGGCUAAGAACAUCAUCGUCUACACAAUCAUGGGCGACGGGAUUCCCAUCAUAUACGAAGGUCAGGAACAGCACUACAGCGGUGCAGAGGACCCCUACAAUCGUGAAGCUGUCUGGCUGAGUCAAUACAACACCGGCGCACCUCUUUACACUCUCACAGCAAGCGCAAACCAGAUUCGCAAUCAUGCGAUCUUCGUCGAUGGAGACUGGCUUACUUACCGGAACUGGGUCAUCUACAGCGACAGCGCCAACAUCGCUAUGCGCAAAGGAUAUGACGGGUACCAGACCAUCACUGUUCUGACCAACAAAGGUGCCAGCAGUGCUGAGUACACUCUCAGCGUUACUAACACUGGAUAUGAAAGUGGUACGGAGGUUGUGGACGUCCUGUCCUGCGAAGCUUUGACUGCAGGAAAGGAUGGAACCCUUACGGUGUCCAUGUUACAAGGUCUUCCCAAAAUCUACUAUCCGCUGGAACUGUUGGAUUGCAGUGGCAUCUGCGGAUAC